Molecule: messenger RNA, 1718 nt
Organism: Solea solea (common sole)
Lineage: Eukaryota; Metazoa; Chordata; Actinopteri; Pleuronectiformes; Soleidae
Gene: pgls
Product: 6-phosphogluconolactonase
Exons: 6
Coding region: 82-879 (265 amino acids)
Biological process (GO): carbohydrate metabolic process; pentose-phosphate shunt
Molecular function (GO): 6-phosphogluconolactonase activity
Source: RefSeq, a predicted model, not a curated record
UAAAAUCCGACGCUGAUUGGCUCUUGAAAAGUCAUUUAAGGAAGUAGUUCGUUGAAAUAGAUUCGCCGACCGAAAAUCCACAUGAUGUCGGCACCUGAACUUCUAUCUAGUGCUCUCAUGGCUGCCAGGAGAAUUGUGGUCUUCCCCUCCUCUGUGGAGCUCGGCCCGGUGCUGGCCCAUUUGGUGACCUCUCGAGCUGAGAAGGCCAUCACCUCCCGUGGCAGGUUCACUCUGGGACUGUCUGGCGGAAGCUUAGUCUCCAUGCUCGGCAAAGAGCUGCUUGCCCUGCCAGAGCUGGACUGCAGCAAGUGGGUGGUUGGUUUUUGUGAUGAGAGAUUGGUUCCCUUUGAUGAUCCCGAGAGCACAUAUGGUUUAUACAAGAGUAAAUUAUUUUCCAAGGUCAACAUCCCUGACAGUCGGAUUUUAACCAUUGAUUCAACUCUGCCUGUCAGUGAGUGUGCAGAGGACUAUACCCACAAACUGAAGGAGGCCUUCCCAGAUGACGACUUCCCUGUGUUUGACUUGUUACUGCUGGGCAUGGGGCCUGAUGGACACACCUGUUCUCUCUUCCCAGACCACCCUCUCUUGGAGGAAACCAAGAAGAUUGUGGCCCCAAUCAGUGACUCUCCCAAACCACCACCACAGCGUGUAACUAUGACUUUUCCAGUGGUGAACUCUGCACGCUGUGUGACUUUUGUAUCAACAGGAGGAAGUAAAGCACCCAUUUUGAAGGAAGUGCUAGAGGGCAGAGAGGGUCCAGCCUUUCCAGCAGCCCGUGUUGUCCCAACCAAUGGUGAGCUGUUCUGGCUUGUUGAUGACCCUGCAGCUGCCUCCUUAACUAUUCCAGUAGAGAGGCCAGGCUCAGGAGCCAAACUGUAGAGCCUUUCCAACAAUGAUGUGAAUAUAAAUGAAUUGACUUGAAAUGGUGCAGAACAAUCCCACUCUCACAUCCCAACAAAGUGUUUAAUUAGUUUACACAUCAGUUGAGAGAGGGUACGGGGACCAAACAAUUCACAACAUGGUUGAAAUUUCCAUCUAAAUGUGUGUGCAUGUGUGUUCAUUGUUCAUGUGAGGAGGUACAUCAGAGGUUAAGCACUAUUUAAGUUUUAAAGUCACCUUACACAACACGUAUUGCUUACUAUCGGUAUUGUAACUAGUCUUAGUACAACAAGAAUGCUGUAGACAUUUGCAGUGUGCACAAUAAACGUUUCAGUGGGACCUGUCUUGCAACCAUCAAGCAUUUUAAAUAAAAAGACAGCUGGAAAAACAACAUCAGAUAAAACUAUUAUUUAAAGCAGAAGUCUUGUCAGACGAUGUCAGGCACGCAGGUACGAUUUUAGUAAACUGGAUAUUCAUAACACAUUUAUCCAUUCACAUGACACCGUCAUUAACAUUACAGUAAAGUAACAAUAUGCUCAUAGUCUUGUAAAAGGGAAGUAAUAUGGUAAUUCCACCUUAUUUCUAUAGGAAUCACCAAGUUAAUAUGUCAAUUAUUCAUUUUGAUCCGCACACCUUUUCAUGUGAUUGCAUUGCAGUGAUUGUAAUUCUCAUUACCAAGCUAUAUCAUUGGAUAGUCCUUUUCAGGUAUUACCAUGUUGUUACUGUACUGUAAGGUAUGGUAUUAUGCUUAGCUCAUUAGAGGCGUGUUUCCGUCCCUCAAACAUACAAUAAACUUUGUUAUAAGCAAUUAAAGGUAAUAAAAUGCCAAUGAAACAUUA